UAUGGCCAAAAAAACUAAUGGAAAAUGAGAGAAAUUAAAAUGCUUUAUAAAAGGCAUGUUAAAAGCCAAGCGUUGACAAGCCAUUCUCCAAUUCACCAUGGCAUUGAUUUCCAUAGAUGUUGAUCAAUAUUACUUUCAAUGUUUCAUUUGGUUCAUCACUGUUGUCCUACUCCACUCUUUCAUGAAAAACAUUUUGAAGCAUCAAGACCCCGAGCCACCGAGCCCGUUUUCUCUCCCUUUCAUUGGCCACCUCCACAUGGUCACCUCUGUCCUUCCAAAAUCUUUCCAAGCCCUAGCUAAACGCUAUGGCCCUCUCAUGCGGAUCCGCCUCGGUGCAUCAUCUUGCGUUGUUGUAUCCAACGCCACUGUUGCCAAAGAAAUUUUUAAAACCCAAGAACUCAAUUUUUGUUCUAGACCCGAAUUUGGUUCCUCAGAAUACUUCAUUUAUAGAGGCUCAAGGUUUGUUUUAGCUCAAUACGGUGAUUACUGGCGUUUCAUGAAGAAACUUUGCAUGACAAGGCUCUUAGCCGUCCCUCAGCUAGACAAGUUCGCUGAUAUCCGAGACCAAGAGAAGGUGAAGCUGGUGGAGUACGUGAUGAAGCGUUGUAAAGAAGGAAAGCCCUGUGAUUUGAGCAGCGAGUUGACUACCUUGACAAACAAUACUAUCUGUAGAAUGGCGAUGAGUACUCGUUGUUCAGGGAAUGAUAAUGAUGCUUCUGAGAUUAAAGAGCUGAUUAGGACAUGUUUGAAGCUUUCAGGGAAGAUUAGUGUUGGAGAUGUGUUGGGCCCUUUGAAGGUAUUGGAUUCCUCGGGGAAUGGGAAGAAGCUUAAAUCGGCUUUGUUGAAGUAUGACCGUUUGGUGGAAAGGAUCAUUCAAGAACAUCAAGAGAAAGCAACUAAGGGUUAUUAUGAUGAGAAUCAAGAGCAAGAUUUGUUGGAUAUUUUGUUGGAGGUUUACAGAGAUCCUACUGCUGAAGUCAAGAUUUCCAUGAAGGAUAUCAAGUCCUUCUUGCUGGAUAUUUUCAUGGCAGGUACUGAUACAUCAUCGUCAGCCAUGCAAUGGGCAAUGGGGGAGCUCAUUAAUAACCCAAAAGCUUUUCACAAGCUUAGAGAUGAAAUCAAUACAAUAGUAGGACCUAACAGGCUAAUCAAAGAGUCUGAUAUCCCAAAUCUUCCAUAUCUUAGAGCUGUCAUAAGAGAAACUCUAAGGCUUCAUCCUUCAGCUCCCUUGAUCAUCAGGGAAUGUGGUGAAGAUUGUACUGUGAAUGGGUUCAUGGUGAAAGCUAAGACCCGAGUACUGGUCAACUGCUAUGCUGUCAUGAGAGACCCUGAUUCAUGGAAAAACCCUGAUGAAUUCGAUCCUGAAAGGUUCUUAGACAGCUCUAAUGAGAAAAUCGGAGAGCAUCAAAUGGAAUUCAAGGGUCAAAACUUUAGGUUCCUUCCAUUCGGGAGUGGUCGAAGAGGAUGCCCAGGAGCUUCACUUGCCAUGUUGGUGAUGCAUGCAGCAGUAGGGUCGUUGGUUCAGUGCUUUGAUUGGGAAGUGAAGGGUGGUGAGAAAGUUGAUUUAAACCCAGGGCCAGGAUUCGCUUCAGAAAUGGCUCAGCCACUUGUGUGCUACCCUAUACUACGUUUUAAUCCCUUCUAAGCAACACCAUAUUUGUGCUUGAAAUAUGUAGCUGCUGAGCAAAUAAAAUAAAUUAUGUAAA
This is a messenger RNA of Gossypium arboreum, 1706 nucleotides long. Its product is annotated as 3,9-dihydroxypterocarpan 6A-monooxygenase. Gene Ontology annotation, molecular function: heme binding; oxidoreductase activity, acting on paired donors, with incorporation or reduction of molecular oxygen, NAD(P)H as one donor, and incorporation of one atom of oxygen; iron ion binding. The transcript is spliced from 2 exons. Bases 98 to 1645 code for a protein of 515 amino acids. The record is from RefSeq and is a predicted model, not a curated record. NCBI's taxonomy places the organism in Eukaryota, Viridiplantae, Streptophyta, Magnoliopsida, Malvales, Malvaceae. Gene Ontology annotation, cellular component: membrane.